AAUUAAAACCCAGCUUGGCGGGACGAGACGAUAAACAAAUGGAAAGUUUAUUUUUUCCUCGGUCACUGCUUACCCUAGCCUAGCAGAAGUAGGAGGAGAGGGGGAGAGAAAUGUUGAGGGGAAGGGAGAGCUUGAUCCGAUUGGUUGGUAAGCGCCGAAGAUUCCUCCCCAAUCGUAAAUCUCUUCUUUCCGAUUCCACUUCCAUUAUCUCUCACUCUCACCCUCCUCAGACGCCUUUGAAUUUGGGAAAAACGGAUGAAAAUGAAGAUGGAAUAAUAAUGUCAAUGGAGAGUGAACAGAAAUCCAAAUCACCGCAGUCUUCAGAUUCGGUAACUUGCCCUGUUUGUUCCUCUAAACUUGCUGCUCAAGACCACAUCAUCAACUCUCAUUUAGAUGCAUGCCUAACUAGAGGAACCAAACGGAAAUUGACGCAGCGCACCCUCUUCCAACUCAACUUCUGCUCACAACCAAUGGUGUGUAGUAGGUCUAGUGAUGUAAAGAAGUUGGGAACAGGAAAUGUACAGGAGGAUGCGGCAGUUGGUUUUGACAACUCUACUGCAGUUGAUGAAAAUGAAGGUAAUUUAGGCACAUUGGUUCCAAUGGGGGAGGCUGUUUUAGGAACUAGCAUGGAUGGUUCACCUAUGAAACAAAAACUGAUUGAUGAUGAUGGGAUCAACAGCCGAGUUGAUUCCUCUUUGUUGAAUUUGAGAAGUGAGUUCACGAAAUGUAUUGAGGCAGUAACUGUGGAUGACAUAUCAGGGGAGACUGCUUUAGGAACUAGUGCUGGUGGUUCGACUAUGAAGCAAAAACUGAUUGAUGAUGAUCGGAUCAAUGGCCAAGUUGAUCCCUCUUUGUUGAAUUUGAGAAGUGAGGUCAUGAAAUCUAUUGAGGCUGUACCUGUGGGUGACAUAUCAGGGGUGUUUCUUGAAACCUUCAUUGUUGGACGUAGAUUUAGUGUUGAAAAGGAAUUAAAUCUUGGUGCAAACAUCUGUCUUUUGAGAGAGACAGAUAAUGCUAAAGAUCCCAAUGCUAUCCAGGUUCUUUUGGCAGAUUCCAGAUGCUGUAAAGUGCUGGGUUAUCUCCCCCGAGAAUUAGCUCAAUAUUUGUCUCCUCUAAUUGAUAAGUACUCACUGACCUUUAAGGGAUGCAUAACAUCUGUUCCAAAACAUUAUCUUGAUGUUGUUCCCAUUCAAAUCGAAUGUUGCGAAGUUAUGUUACAAAACAAUAAAGACCAUACUGAAAUUGAGGACUUCACAUGUUCAUGGAAAAAUGUUCUUCAUGUGGCUGAAUCUGCCAAGAAUUAUCCGCCUAGUAUGACGAAAUAUCAACAAAACUUUUGGGUGUUGAUACAAGAGGUUUUAAAAAGUAAUCCCCAUCUUUUCACCAAUGAUGAAAAAAUGUUUUUAGAAUCAUUUAUUUCUCUAUCAGAUGACAGUCAGAGGCUUUUUGUUCGGCUCUAUACACGUAAAGGACCAUGGUUUCGGAUGUCCAAUAUUUCAUACCCAGAAGUUACUGAUUCUCAGCAGGCUGUCAAGGAUCUUUCUGCAAUGGGUUAUAUGUGCUCCUUUAAAGGAGUGGAUGAACUACAAGAGAAUGACAUGGAAAAGAUUUUGAAUUUACUCACCGUGUCUGAGCUACGUGAAAUUGCAUCCAUGUCCAAGAAUGGUACUCGUGUUACAAGAAAACAGGAUCUUAUUGCAUCUGUUUUUUCAUCCUAUGAAGAUGGAGUAUGCCCAUUCCUACCAAUCGCUAUUUUGGAUAGAACAGGAAUUUGUAUUAAGAUAUCUUCAAAAGCUGAGUCCCUUAUCUGGCGCACUGAGAGACUUUUCUUCCUGAAUGGAGAGCAGGAUCUUUCAGCAUUCCUACUUGUUGAUUUGGGCAUCAUCAAGUAUCCAGCAUACCACUGCAUAAUAUCGGAACAAAUUUUCUCAGCUCGAAGUGACCUUAUAGCUUAUGAAGAGGCAAUUGAAGUGGCACAAAUGAUGGAUGAAUCUCUUGAUGAAAACAAAAGUGAAUCAGUACUUAGAUGCAUAAAGAUAGCUGAGUCUCGUAUGUCUCAUACUAAAGCAAGUCACUCAACAGCCUCUGAAUUAGUGACUGCUUUUUUCUCAUGCUUUUCAGCAUCCUGGGUAUACUCUAAAGUGGUCUUUCUAGGAGUUUCUUUUCUUGAGCGCGAGCGGAGGUACAAGGAUGCAAUUAAUUUGUUGAAGAGGUUGCUUUUUAAUUUCACUUGUGAUGGAAGAAGGGGGAACUGGACACUGAGAUUGUCUAUUGAUUUGGAGCACAUGGGCUGUCCCAAUGAGAGCCUUUUAGUUGCUGAAGAUGGGUUACUGGAUCCAGGGGUACGUGCUGGUUCAAGAAUUGCAUUGCAAAGGCGUGUUCUUCGCCUGGGAAAACCACCAAGGCGCUGGAAAGCUCCUAGUUUCUCAUCGUUUAUCAAGAGGAAGAUCAGAGAGGUUCAUAUUCAAGGAAGACCUUUGAACUGUGAAGCUGGAAUAAAGAGCAGAUUCUAUGGAGAAGAUGGGGCACAAUGUGGAGUUGAGCAGCUUGCUUUACAGUAUUAUGCUGGUGAAGGCGGUGGAUGGCAGGGUGUUCAUACAGAGAGUGGAAUUUGGUUAACAAUUUUUGCACUUCUUAUGUGGGACAUUAUAUUUUCUGAUUUACCAAGUGUCUUCCGCAACAGAUUUCAGACUGCUCCCUUGGAUUUAGAGACUGAUAACUUCUAUCCAGCAAGAAAGAGCCUUAUAGAAUCCCAGUUGCAGAAAAUUUAUGAUGGCACGGCAGAGAUGAUCCUCAUCACAUCAUGGGAAUUGCAUUCAGGAACAGCUUGUAGGGGUGUUAAUUGGGACCGGCAUUCUCUCCCGGAACUUCGAGCCGCUGUUACCUGCGUUGGAGGCCCUUGUUUGGCCUCUCUCUGCCGACACCUUGCUCAAGAUUAUCGGAGCUGGUCCAGUGGAAUGCCAGAUUUGUUGCUGUGGCGCUUCCAUGGAGAGUACAAAGGUGAAGCCAAGCUUGUCGAAGUUAAAGGCCCCAGGGAUUGCCUCUCUGAGCAGCAACGAGCAUGGUUGCUGCUACUAAUGGAUUGUGGGUUCAACACUGAAGUAUGUAAAGUAAGCAUUAUGCCAUUAUCCACGUGAUGACAAGCUGGUGCUCGUAAGACUGUUCAGACAUGCAAGGAUACUUUCAGAAGCUUACAGAAGCCAGUUGAUGGAGUAUCAUACAGAUGGCUUCACUUGCAAUUAUUGUCCACUUCAACGCAUAAAGUUUCCAAGGGAGGGCCUCAAUUCGUCAGAUUCUUUGUUAAAGACGGAGAGAACCCUAAACCAUGCUAUUAAAUUGCCGUUUAGGAAAGCAGCCCAAACAACAUUUUACAAAAAAAAAAUGAAUUUUUUUAUUUAAAAAUAAUUUUUUUAUAAGUUUUUUUGUAUCCUUUUUAUAUGUUAAUAUCAAUCCUUGCUACUAUCGAGAUGCACAUAAUUGUUUGGUGGCAAAAAGGAGACAUAUUUUUGACGUUACAUAAUGUACAUGUUGAUGUAAUAAUGACAUUAGCUAGUAAUGUGAACAUAAUAGCAUCGUGUUUAAACCCGGUUCAGUUCAAGGCUCGGGUUUUGGGUUUU
This is a messenger RNA of Populus trichocarpa (black cottonwood), 3617 nucleotides long. RefSeq names its product fanconi-associated nuclease 1 homolog. NCBI's taxonomy places the organism in Eukaryota, Viridiplantae, Streptophyta, Magnoliopsida, Malpighiales, Salicaceae. Gene Ontology annotation, molecular function: 5'-flap endonuclease activity; flap-structured DNA binding; hydrolase activity, acting on acid anhydrides, in phosphorus-containing anhydrides. Bases 111 to 3137 code for a protein of 1008 amino acids. The transcript is spliced from 15 exons. The record is from RefSeq and is a predicted model, not a curated record. Gene Ontology annotation, biological process: interstrand cross-link repair. Gene Ontology annotation, cellular component: nucleus.